Messenger RNA from Triticum aestivum (bread wheat), 734 nucleotides. Its product is annotated as putative ripening-related protein 5. The record is from RefSeq and is a predicted model, not a curated record. The transcript has a single exon. The coding region runs from base 1 to 543 and encodes 180 amino acids. Lineage: Eukaryota; Viridiplantae; Streptophyta; Magnoliopsida; Poales; Poaceae.
AUGGCAAUCUUCCUCCUGGUGGCGCUCUCCACCUCCCACAUCGCGUCCUCACUCCGCCCUGGUCUCGGUGUCUGCCGUGCAAGUGGCUACCUUCCAGGAAAGUCGGGCAACUGUGAGAAGAGCAACGACCCGGACUGUUGCGAGGAUGGCAAGAGGUACCCGCAGUACCACUGCUCGCCGCCGGUCACCGCGACCACCAAGGCCGUCUUGACGCUCAACAGCUUUGAGAAGGGCAAGGACGGCGGCGGUCCGUCGGAGUGUGACAACGCCUACCAUAGCGACAAGGAGAUGGUAGUCGCGCUCUCCACCGGCUGGUUCAAGAACAUGGCCCGUUGCGGGCACCGCAUCAAGAUCACCGCCAAUGGCAAGUCCGUGUAUGCCAAGGUGGUGGACGAGUGCGACUCCGUCUAUGGCUGCGACGAAGACCACAACUACGAGCCCCCGUGUGCCGACAACAUCGUCGACGCGUCUCCUGCGGUGUGGAAUGCCUUGGGGCUUGACCAGAAUGUCGGCAUGGAGGGAAUCACUUGGUCUGAUGAGUGAGUUUCUAAAACAAAGGUGAGCGCAGGUUAUUGGUACCUCUUGUCGGUCCAGUGUCAUGUAUAUAUUUUUCGUUCUUAUAGGGAAGUCCAGUGUACACAUAUCCUAUACUCGGGAGGCUUAUCAGAUUAUGUAUAUGAUUUCAUGAAUUUAUAGAAGAAACGGUGCUACCUAUGGUUUAGCACGGAUGACAA